GCAACGACUCAUUUACGAAUACGCACGAGUUUCGCGAUGAUCCGAACGCCAUACGUGACGCUAACUACAUGGAAUUAAACUUCUACAAUGGUCGCUAUACAGGCGCUGACUCGACGCAAUUUACUGAGCUCUUUUGUGACUUUCCCGUGAGCUAUGAGUCGACGACGGUCAUUACGAACUCACAAUUCGCGAAAUGCGGUCUAUCGGCGCAGCACUCACCACAACCACCGUCUUAUCGUGAGCCACCGCCACCAACGCCGCCACCGAUCUCGCAAAUGCCAACGCGCGAUUCGCGCUACCUCGCAAUGCAAACCUCUGGCGAGGGUGGUGUCUCCCUGUCGGCACCAGCGACACCGUCGCGCGGUAAGGUUGUGCUCAGCAAGAAGGAGCGCAAGGAGUUGAGCAAGUUGAAUGCGCGUUUGGGUGUGUAUGAUGGCAGCGAGCAUGCGGGCGGGAGUGCGAGUGCGCAGUCUAGUCCCUAUAAAGGUCGCGUGUCUGAGCUGAAGAAUUGCUUGGCGCGUGGUUUAUUCGCAUCGCUCAGUCGCGGUUCGCAAAAGUCACUUGCAGCGAGUAGCGUGACGCAGGAUGAUGUCACAUCCUCGUCGAAUGAGGUCUCCCCACCGCCACCGGCGCCACCUGAUGCCAGCCCACCGAACUCGAAUGCUUCGAAUAAUAAUGAUGCGGACUACAGUGAGAAAUUAAAGAACUUGCCGGUGCGUCAGCGUAAGACACACGUGUCCCAUAUGGACAACUAUUGUUUAUUCGAUCCCGUCGACUUUAUCAAUGAGAAAUCUAUGCGUCAACGGACACAUGAGCAGUUAGGUGGCAUGUUUGAGCCAUCAGCAGUACAUGGUCUACGUGAUCCGUUAUUUAGUUCGCGUCAAAACCUGAAUUUUAGUGAAGAAGAAAUUGUGCCCGAAGUGAUUUACAAUGAGGAACUGCCGGCGGAGGAAGACACACUCGUUGUAGAGGUGACUUUCGGGGAGGCGUGCGGCGGUACAGCGAAUACAGCGAAUUUCGAUCACCACAACUACUUUGUCAUCGAUCCGGAUGAUUUUGAAGAGGAACCCAUAGCCGAUAUUGGCAUACCGAAUCCAUAUACUAAUGAACAAUUAGUACAUGCUAACUUAGAGGCAUUGGCGGUGCAGACCGUUCCAAACACCGUCGAACCCAUGUUACGUGAGUCCGCCAGUUUUGAGCAGUUACUUGAAGUUCUCGAUGCAGCGCCAAGCAUGUCGAAUAGCCAGGAAUCAAAGGACACAAAUACCACCGCUUCCACCACCACAACUACAUCAACUGCCCUCGUAGAAUCUUCCACCUCAACCAACUCAACGAGUUCGUCCACCUCAGCGACAUCUUCGCAAACGACGCUCCAACGCACAAAAAAGCGUUUAACGUUCCUGAAUCUUUCACCAUUUCGCUCGUCGAAACAUUCGUCUGCUAACGGCAGCACAGACAACGCGAAUGAUAAGCGCGGCAAGCGUUCCGCGGGUAAUGACAAUAAAAUGAACAGCUCCUCUAUUUCCGAUGGUGCCGGUAUAUUAAGCAUCGAACAGCGUGCCGUCUCGGAGCUCGUCAGUUCGGAACAUAUGCUUCAUUUGCAGCAUAUGUUGCUGGAUGGUAAGGAACAUUUACGCGCGCGUACCGUGCCAAUCGAAUCGAAUUAUGUGUUGUUCAAUCCGGGUCCAGUGCCAAGUCGUAAUGUGCCGUACAAAAUUCGUAAACCGCGACCACUGUCCUCGCACAGUGAUGCGGAUAGUGGCUUCUUGAGUCCCUGCUCGCCCGAUGAGCUGUCGGCGUUAAAAUUUAACUCGGCGAUUUUGGUGCUCCAACAAUGCGAUAGCGUACAGGGAUACAUUGAGAUUUACACCGACUGGGCCAACUAUUAUCUCGAGCGUGCCAAAUCCAAAAAGAAAGUCACCGAUUUGUCAGCAGACUGUCGCGAUGGUUUGCUACUCGCGGAAGUCAUUGAAGCGGUGACGUCGUUUAAAGUGCCCGAUUUGGUGAAAAAGCCGAAAAAUCAGCAACAAAUGUAUGACAACGUUAACUCGUGCCUGAAUGUGUUGCGUACACAGGCGGUUUGUGGCUUAGAUAACAUCACAACCAAUGACAUCUGUGCUGGUCGUUUGAAAGCAGUCUUGGCGCUCUUUUUUGCGCUCAGCCGCUACAAACAACAAUCGAAACAACUGUCGACGAGCACAACGCCAAAUGCGAAUGUUGUAUUGGGCACAACAAAUACGACGACUAACAAUACAAACUCCGCUGCUACAACAAACAAUACAGCGGCUACAGGCGCGACGACUGGCGCCAGUAAUCAGCAGCAGCAACAAAACCAGCAACAGCAGCAGCAUCUGCAGAACGGCAAUGAAACCAUGUUGAAUAGACAAAUACCCACCGCUUACUCCAAGGCCAAUGGUGGCACUGCCAUACCGCUUCCCGCCACUGUUAUGGUGCAACGCCGCUGCCCACCGGACAAAGUACGACCACUGCCACCGACACCCAAUCACACGCCAUCCAUACCCGGUUUAGGAAAAAGUGGCGUUGACUUUAAUAGCGGGCGGCCAAAUAGUCCACCAACCACUAAUCAUACCAUUCAAAGUCUGAAAACUGGCAAUAAUAAUGGCUUACGCCCGCCAACGGCUAAAGCCACGCACGCCAGCGGUAUACCCCCACCGAGUGGCAUACCCGCCGCCGCCGGCAAUAUGGGACCAACGCUGCCACAGCAAAAGCACUCCAUGCUUGACAAGCUCAAGUUGUUCAAUAAAGAGAAGCAACAACAACAGAACGCAGCUAAUGCCGCCUCCACCAAGAUGCAGGUGCAAUCGAAGCGCACUUCCUCAUCGUCGGGUUUCUCAUCGGCGCGCUCCGAACGCUCGGACUCUUCGCUGAGCCUCAACGAUGGACACAUAUCACAAAUCAAGCCACCAGCCGUCAGUGUAACGUCUGGCAAGAGCAAAAUCAAUACCAAACAAUCCAAACUGAUGGCGGCGCAACUGAAGAAAGAGCAGACAAAAGUCAGCAAGCUGGACAAGAAGGAAAAGAGUCCAGCGCGCUCGCUAAAUAAGGAGGACUUCAGUGGUGAGAGCCGUAACUCAACAAUGGGACGUGCGAAGAACUCACUGCCGCGUGUUAGCGAAAAGAAUUCGAUCAAAUCUUCCUCCAAGGGCUCACUGAAUUCCAAGUCAGACUCAAAGUCCUCAUUGAUAGUGCCGCCCACGAAGGGGCUUUGCAGUCCCAAUGGCUCCAACACCGGUCUACCCAAACCAAUUGCCGCCAUAAAAGGCACUAGUAAAUUGCUGCAAUCGCCUUUGGGUGGCGUUGCUGGCAGCGGUGACAAUCGUGUCCGUGGCAUGAGCAACUCAAAUUCGCAGCAGGAGAUGAUGAAGCGUGAAAAGAGUGACAUAUCAAGCAUGCAUACAAACAUAUCUAGUGAGACCGCUAAAGCGAAAGAACUAACACAACAGCAACAGCAACAACAGCAUCAGCAGCAACAACAUCAACCACAUAUCGUGAAACCGGUGCCGAUACUACCGGAGCCCGGCAGCAAGCCACCAUAUUACGCUAACGCCACAAACAUAUCACAGCAACAGCAACACCAACUGCAGCUACAACAACAACGCCAGCAGCAAUAUCAACAGCAACAGCAAGCUUAUUACAAUCAGCAGCAGCAGCAACAACAACAAGACCAUGCCACAUAUGUGAACAACAGUCGUCUGCCACCGCCAAAAUCCGCAACAUCACCUUCCGGCAACGCGCCAACUGCGCGCAAACUUGAAUACAACGCCGGUCCCGGUAUACUCGCGUCGCCACAGCGCUCACCACUACGCGGUCACGCACAAUCACCUGACUCGCCGUCCGCACUUCAACACCAUCACGCGCACGCCAACGCCAAGUUCCACACAAUACCCUCCAGAAUAGACACAAUCUAUGAGGAGAAGAAACCGACAAGUCUGCUGCCGAUGCCACCGUUACUGCGUGGCUACAAUUCGCAUGUGACACUGCCAACGCGCGGUGUACGCGGCGGUGGCACGCGCAAUUAUGUGACCGAUUUCAUGGAAGCGGAAAUAAAUCAAGGUUACUGCAGCGAUGGCGAUUCGUUGAGAGUGAGCGCCUCAGCACGCCUAGCACAACGCGCAGCCGCAACAGCGAGACGCUAUCACGACAUAGAUAACGGUUAUUUGUCGGAAGGCAGUGGCAGUGUGGGACAUCAUGGCAUGCUCAUGGCUGGCGGUAUUAGCUCGGCGGCACAUACCAAACACUUCUUGAGCAUGAUGCGCGCGAGGACUCAACUGCCGACGACCAUCGAAGAACGCAUACGCAACAGCCGUGGCAGUCUCGAUAGCAUCGGCACCGCACCCCCUUCAUCGGCUGCCUCACAGGCCAGCUCAAGCGGUGGCUCGAACCCUAAAAUGGACAGCAACAGUGGAGGUGGCGGCGGCGGUUCUGGCAACACCAGCGCCAAUGCAAGUCCACAACAUCACACACAUGCUCAGCACGCGCAACACAUGCAGCAGCACCAUUCCGCCGGUGUGGUGGGCGUACAUCGCUCGAACUCACGAAAUGGGCGUGACAACUGGACGAAAAUGCCGGAGCCACUGAACGGACACAAUAAAGGUGAAAAAUCUGAAAAGUCAUCGCCGUCGAGGCGCAGUAUGGGCGGUGGCAGUGGUAGCUCUUCCAAACAAGGUUCACCAUCGGGCCGCACUAAGGGUGUACCACCCAGUUUUGGUUAUGUUAAGCGUACGAAUGGGAGCGCCACAGCAACGGCGGAGCAACAGAAUAUCGCAAUGAUGGGCGCAGCCUUGAUGAACGCAGGCGGCGGUCAGCCAAAUGGCGGUGGUGGUUCGCCGGGUGGCAUGUGUGGCGGCGUUGGGCGUACAGCACACGUUUCAGCAGUGCCGCGUACUGCCACCGGUGCGGGAGGACGGAAAGUAUCCGGCGGAACUCAGACGUUGCCCAAUGAUAUGACAAAACUUCCUCCCAACACUCAACAUCGUAGCUUUUCUUUAACUGGACCCGGCGCAACACAGCUCAGCCAAUCAAUUCGCGAACGCCUCGCUACUGGAUCGCACAGUUUACCCAAGCCGGGCACAGACCUACAUCUAUUUCAACACAGAAUAUCAAAUCGUCCUGGCAAAAUGAUCGAUGGCUCACUCUCGGACACGCAAACCUACGCCGAAGUCAAGCCCGAGUACAGCACAUACGCCAUGUGGCUGAAGCACAGCAACACGGCGGGCAGUCGUCUAUCCGAGGGCGAUUCGCUGGAGAAUAUGCAAAUCGGUUCGCCGGCCAUGUCACGCCACAGCCAUAAAAUGUUGCAACAUCGUAAUGCUGCCGCAGCCGUUGCAGCAGCGGCGGCAGCUGCAGCCGCACAGGGCAGUGGCAUGCAGCAAGCGGGCGGCGCUGGUGGUGGCGGUGGUGUUGUGGCGGCUACCGGUGCGGGCAAUGAGUCGCCAUAUGUGCAGAGCCCACGACUGAAUCGCAGCAACAGCAUUAGAUCCACCAAAUCGGAAAAAAUGUACCCUUCGAUGUUGAGUCGCGGCCCCGAUGUCGAAAUCGAGCCCUACUACUGCCUGCCUGUGGGCACAAUAACCGCACAAAAUGGCUCGUUGGCCGCGCAAAUGGCCGCUGCAGCAGCGGCAGCAAUGUCACAGGUGACUGGACAGCCAACAGCGGGUGCUGGCGGCGCUCCCGUGGCCUGGAGUCAACCGACUUCACCCACACCCAUUAGUCGCGGCUUCGGUGGCACACUCUCACCGACUCAUCCAGCUGGCAUGACUGGUCUGGUUGGCUUGGUGGGUGCGCCGGGCAGCGCCAACGCCAAUGUGGCAGGUCACCGUCUCACAUAUCCUAAGAAGAAUGAUGAUGUGCAUGGCAGCGCUGCAUCAUUGCUCUCCGGUGGCAGUUCGCUGUACGGUUCAGCUGAGGAGCGUCAAGCGAACGAGAUACGUCGCUUGAAGCGUGAAUUAUUGGAUGCGCGCGAACAGGUGCUGAGCUUGAGCAGUCAACUGUCAACAAAUGCUCAUGUGGUCGCCGCUUUUGAGCAAUCGCUCUCCAACAUGACGUCACGCCUGCAACAUCUGACUGCGACCGCCGAGCGCAAGGAUGGCGAGCUAACCGACAUGCGGCAAACAAUCGAGCUGCUGCGCAAGCAGUCCAUACAAGCAGGUCUUACUUCGGCGCAUAUGCAAAGUAUGGGCGUGCAGACGCAACAACAUGAACAACAGCAGCAACAACUCGGCCGCACCGCCAUCACCCAGCAGCCGAUGUCAAAUCAAAAUGGCAUUACUAAUGGCACAGCCUCAUCGACGCCAUCAUCUACUGCAACCGGUAUUAUGCAACGUCACCACAGCUCCGAUUCGAUGUGCUCUUUGAAUUCGAUCAGUUCCGGCUGUUCGGCGCAGGAUAAGAAGCAGAAGAAGAAGGGUUGGUUACGUAGCUCCUUCACGAAAGCAUUCUCACGCAAUGCCAAAAUAUCAAAGACUAGUCGGCACGCCGGUCAUCAUCAUGUCGGCGCAGCCGGCAGCACUGCCAAUAAUGUCGGUGGUCAAGUAAUGCAUGGCUUACAUGGCGACAACAGCACAGUUUAUAAUAAAGUUAAUGGUCAUAGCCACGCCGAUGCCGUUGUUGGUUUGGCUGCUUUGGCUACACAGCCUGCACCGCCUCUACCCGCAGCCAAUGUCUCGCCGACAAAAGGCAGUCCGGCAAAAACUGUAACAUUGAUAGAUAAUGCGAAACCGAUCGACGCAAUCGAUCAGGAGGAUCAUCAGGUAGUGGAAGACCUGAAGAAGCAAUUACGUGAGAAGGACUUAGUGUUAACCGAUAUUCGUUUGGAGGCGCUCAGUUCAGCAUCACAAUUGGAGAGUCUCAAGGAGACAGUAAAUAAAAUGCGUGCCGAGAUGAUGUCGCUAAAACAAAAUAAUGAGCGCUUGCAAAAGCUGGUAACUAGCCGUUCAUUGGCGGGCUCAGAGGCUUCGUUAGGUAAUGCCAUUAGUCCAAACGGUUCCAUUGGUGAGUCACGACGUUACUCGUUAGCCGAUGGCAAUGCGCGGCCACCAAUGGAGUUGCCGAAACGUUUGGAAGAGGAAGUCGAAGAGGAGAACAUACCGCCGGCGCCAGCACCUGAACCACCACCGCCGCCACUAAGUCCCUCCACACAUAUCGAUCUUACGCCACCGCCUCCCGCACUCGACACCAUGCCCAGCCCAGCGCAUAUUGCAUCCGCUGCGGUUGAAGAGCUGCCCGAUGUGACUGAUGGCAAAAAGAUCGCAAUCGCUUGUUAUCUGGGACAGCCAGAGUCAUUUGUUAAGUACUGCGAAGAGAUGCUUGAGGCAGAUGAGUUCUAUGCAAAUGGCGUCGAUGCGGAUGGCAAUGAACGUAAGUCCUUUCCGACAGCAAGUUUAAACGAAUUUGUCGUCGCCUAUACAUACAUCUCGGGCAAGACCACCUGGCAGAAUUUAGACUAUAUUGUGCGCAAGACUUUCAAGGAUUACGUGUCGCGCAUCGAUCCCGGCACCAAUUUAGGUUUGAAUACAGACUCAAUAACAUCCUAUCAUUUAGGUGAAGCAAAGCGUGGCCCGGAAAUGGGCUUUCCCGAAUUGUUGCCUUGCGGUUACAUAAUCGGCAAUGUACGCACGCUGUAUAUCUGUCUGCAAGGUGUGGGUAGUCUCGCCUUCGAUAGCUUGAUACCGCGCAGCAUUGUUCACCGCUACAUUAGCUUGCUGACCGAGCAUCGACGUUUGAUUCUGUGCGGCCCUAGUGGAACAGGCAAAUCCUAUUUGGCGCGCAGGUUAGCGGAGUUUCUGGUAGCGCGCACCGGACGUGGCAAUCCCUCCGAAGCAAUUGCGACAUUCAAUGUCGAUCAUAAGUCUUCUAAGGAGCUGCGACAAUAUUUAGGCCAUAUAGCCGAACAGGCAGCCAUUGCGAAUGGCGCUUCCGAAUUACCAUCUGUGAUCAUAUUGGAUAAUCUACAUCACGCUUCAGCUUUGGGUGAUGUUUUUUCGUGCUUGCUAAGCGCGGGUCCCGCCGGAAAGUUGCCCUGCAUAAUUGGCACCAUGUCGCAGGCCACUUGCAAUACAACCAAUCUGCAAUUACAUCACAAUUUCCGUUGGGUACUCACUGCCAACCACAUGGAACCGGUAAAAGGCUUCCUCGGUCGCUUUUUGCGUCGCCGUCUUUUCCAACUUGAACUACAGACUGGCCAUCCACAGCCUGAACUGGCCACUGUGCUGGCAUGGUUACCAAGCGUUUGGCAACACAUAAAUCGCUUCUUGGAAGCGCAUAGCUCCAGUGAUGUAACCAUCGGGCCGCGCCUCUUCCUCGCCUGUCCAUUAGACUUGAAGGACUCACAGGUGUGGUUUACCGACAUCUGGAACUAUCACUUAUCACCAUAUCUGGUAGAGGCGGUGCGCGAGGGCGUACAAUUGUAUGGACGACGUGGUGGCGCCUGGAAUGAUCCAUCGAUUUUCAUACGCAACUCAUAUCCAUGGCCAUAUGGACCCGAUUCAGUACCACCGCUGCGUCAAAUCAAUGCAGAAGAUGUCGGACUGGAAGGUGUGGCGGCCAGCAAUGGCGACAACCCGGAUCCACUAUUGAAUAUGCUUAUGCGUCUACAAGAGGCUGCGAAUUACUCCGAAAACCAAGAGCAGGAGUCUGAUUGUGCGAGUUUAGACUCGAACGUUACACCCGACAGCUCGGCGGGCGCUGAGUAAAUGCCAGUUUAGUGACGCGGCAGUGCAGUUAGCGUCGCCAAUGGACUUUCGAGUCCUUAGUAAACUAAUCAAACACUAAAUACCUACUUACCUAACUAUAUACAAACAUUAUACAUACAUAUUCGCUAAAAAUCAAACAUUCAUAUGCAUGGCUUUGUAUAUUUGUAAGUAUAUUUAUGUGCGUAUUGGAUAUUUUGUAAAUUAUGAAGUUUAACGCGACUUUUGUUUAGGGAAUGCAACACUGAUUUUAACUGCAAUCUAGGUAUACAUAACUACAUACAUAUGUAUGUUUAUGAUUUAUAUAUUAUAUAUGCGUGUGUAAUUUAUAAACUAGUGUAAAAAUCAAAUAAUUGCCAAGUGCUGAGCUCAAUUUUAGGGCACUGAAAUGUGAACAAGAAUUUUACCUUUUUAUUUUUAUUAUUUUUUCUAUUUAUAUUUUUUUUUUAAUUCUUAUUUUUUUUAAUUUUUUUUAUUUUCAAACCACUUAGUAUUGAAUUUUAAAUAUUUUUUUUAUUAUUUCUUCAAUUUAAAAAUACUCCAAUACUCGAAAAGUGUCUCUCAUCAGCAAAAAAUACUCAACUUAAUAUUAAUUAUUUUCAAAUAAUAAAAAUAUUUUUUAAUCGCAUCCAACCAACAAUAAAUAAAAAAUAAAUAUUUAUUUGAAAAAUACAAAUAUACAAUAUAUGUACAUAUAUACACCCCACUUAGUGUCAAUAACUGUUAACCGUUAUUAUGAAUUUUUAAGAAAAAUGUUAAUUUGAUUUUUGCCUUUUAUUUUUUUGACUGUACAAAUAAAAUUUCUUGCACUACUUUCGGCACUCAAUCGCACGAUUCAAAGAAAGCAGUUAUAUUUAAGAAAAUUUUAUUUGUCACGACCCACAGGCAGCACAUUGUACUAUACAUACAAUGUUUCCAAAACAAUAAAAAAAAACCUUUGAAAAUUGUACUAAAAAAUUGCACUUUUAAACGCACUUGUUAAAAAUGCAAAUUAUAAGCCACUUUUAAGCUGCCCAAAUUUUGUUUCAGUAAAGUUUUUUUUUUAGUUUUUGUGAUUUUCCGAGAAUUUCUAUGAACAGUUAUUAUUUUUUUGUUUAUUGUUGACAUGCACAAUGUUUGAAGUUCCUUUGAGAUUCUUAACGAUAUCUGGGAAUAUUUAUUUAAAUUGAUUUAAUUCUUUAUUUUUUGUUUUAUAAUCACACAAAAUUCAUUAAAUUUUUUUCUUGAUUUUUAUUGUUUAAAAAUAUUCUUAAUUUUUUAAUUAUUUUUGAUUUUUUUUUUAUAAUUACAAUUUUUACAUUGUAUAAUUAAAAAAUUUAUUUCAAAUUUUUAUUUUUUAAAACAAAAAUAGUUUUUUAAAUUAUUUUCAAUUUUUUAAACUAUUUUUAAAUUAUUCUUAAUAUUUUUAAUUAUUUUUUAAUUUUAAUUUUUUUAUUUUUUUAAUUUCUAUUUUUUAAUAAUGAAGUUAUACUUUAUAUUUUCUCUUGUUCACAUUUUAUCGUCAAAACCAUAAAAUGCAUUUUUCAUCAAUGGCUUUAAAAAUCCAUGAUUUGAGUACAUACAUAUGUACAUACAAAUGUAAUGCUUUUAAGAAGCUAACCAAAAUAAAAAGUCAUUCCACAAAAUUCAAUUGCAUACAAACACAUACAUAUUUAUGUACGUACAAUGUACAUUGUACUUACAAUUUACAUUGUACAUACAUAUGCAUAUGUGCAUACAUUGCACACUAGCCUAUACAGUAGCGUGCAAAAUAAAAUAGUGAGUACAUAGAAGAUACACAAUCCAAAAACAUACAAAUUAGCAAAACUCAAAUCAAAAUUGCAAUACCUACGGAAAUCAGUGAUUAUCAACAAAUCCUGGACAUACAUACAUACACAUAUUUAUAUAUACGUAUAAUCCAAAAUAAGACAGUCUAAUGCAAAGAUGAAAACUAGCUAAAAUAUAAAUGUUAAAUGUCUAUUGAUAAUAUUUACAAAAGAAAAAACAUGAACAACAAAUUCUAUGCAAACAUAAAUUUACCGCUACAAAGAAGUCAUGCAAACUACAACACAUACCAAACUAACUGUAAUUAAAUAUUUAGAAUGUACUAACAAAUUAUCUGUAAAUAGUUAAACUAAGCGUUAAGUUCCACAAAAAUAAAAAAAAGAAACAAAGAACAAAAAACAAAAUGAAAAUAAAUAAGAAAAUAGCUGUACACAAAAACCUGGCACUCGAACGCUGAACAAUUUCACUAAGCUAGUUUUGGCACAAUGAAAAUUGCUGGCCGAGUAAGCGGCCAUAAGACGGAACGGUAAUGAAUUUGCUGACAAAAAAAGCAAAACACCGAAACGAAGGAAAUCCAAAUGAAUGUAAAAGUAAUGACAAAUAAAAUGUAAGUGUAACGAAAAUAGUUGAAAGCUAUGAAAAAAAAAUUACAAAAAAGCUUGUGCUAAUAUUAUUGUAUGUAUGUAUAUUUAAAAUUUAUUGAAUUUGUCACUUUUUAUACCCUACAAACCAAAAUUAUACCUAACUAUAAAACAUGCUACACAUAAAUACGUACAGAAAAAACAAAAAAAGGAACUAUCAUAUAUACAAAUUAUUUUGCGAUGCAUAAUAUUGCGGUGGGGUGUAGUGUCAAGAAGAAGUAGAAGAAGAAGCAUGAAUUAACUAACUUUUGCUACUAAUUAACUAAUUAUGAAGAUAAAUAAACGCGAUAAAACGUUAGUCCCUUUGACUAUUGCUGGCAUGCGAGCAAAUAUAAUAACGGUAGAUAUUUUUAAUUAAAGCAAAUUAUAAAUUUACAAUAAUUAUUAUUGCAAAUAAACAUAAAAUAAUUAUGCGUAUUGUAUUUAUUUGAAGUUAAAAUAAAUAAAUACCUUAGCUAUGUUAAAAAAAAUUAAAAAUAUGUUUUUAUUUAAUUUAAAAAAUAAAAAAUCCUUAACUGCUUAAAAAUAUACGUAAAACAUUGACUAUACAAAUUGUUUACAAAGUUUAUAAUAUCAAAAAAUUAAAACAAUAAUAAUAAUUAAACUGCUGAACAGCUGAGUUUUAGAGUUGGCUUGACAUUUCUGACAGCAAAUGCGACAAAAGAGAAAAGACGAAACUAAACUGCAUUUCCUAAUUUGUGCAUUUAAGUAGAUUUCGUGCCAUUUGUUGGAAUAUUUUUGUUCACUAUGACGCCAAAUAAACACGAGAUUAUUAAUUGGCUGGCUAAACAAACCAGUACAUACAUAUGUAUAUUAAAACAUAAGUAACAGAACAUAUAGCGCUGGAAUCAAUAAAAGAAUGCGGAAUCAAAACUCGAGCAAAGCAAACAAUAAUAAAGAGAGUAUAAAAUAUAAUAGCAA
This is a messenger RNA of Bactrocera neohumeralis, 12034 nucleotides long. RefSeq names its product protein sickie (gene sick). The transcript is spliced from 15 exons. The record is from RefSeq and is a predicted model, not a curated record. Gene Ontology annotation, biological process: nervous system development; neurogenesis. Gene Ontology annotation, molecular function: ATP hydrolysis activity; protein binding; ATP binding. NCBI's taxonomy places the organism in Eukaryota, Metazoa, Arthropoda, Insecta, Diptera, Tephritidae. Bases 69 to 8711 code for a protein of 2880 amino acids.